Molecule: messenger RNA, 1404 nt
Organism: Trichomonas vaginalis G3
Lineage: Eukaryota; Parabasalia; Trichomonadida; Trichomonadidae
Product: U4 snRNA binding
Exons: 1
Coding region: 1-1404 (467 amino acids)
Molecular function (GO): protein binding
Source: RefSeq, a predicted model, not a curated record
AUGGAUGAUCUGCAACAGCUAAAGAACAAAUUGACGGCAUUAAAAGAGCAGAACCAGAAAAAGAAAACUGAUAUCUAUCAACUUCAGCAGCAACUAUUUGACUACAAAGAGAAUUUUUCAAAUUUAUCAAAAAUUAAUAAAAAUGAUACCGAAAAAAUCGAAUUAAUGAAUCAAUAUAUUGGUCUACAACACAUGAUUAGCGAUGUUAAUGUUACAAUUGAUCAUAGAACCUUUUGUUUAAAUCAAAUGAGAACAACUUUGAACGCAGAAAAUAAAGAGAUCGCUGACAGAAAGAAGGAAAAUGAUAGCAUCAAAGAACAGAUAGAAUCCAACAAAAAAUUCCUUGAACAUAUUGAAAUACAAAAUAAAAAUCUUCAAAAUGAUGACUGCUUUAGUCAUCUUGCUGACAUAGACCGUAUUACAACACAAGUUCCAAUAAAGUAUAAAGAAGUUCAAUAUGCAAAUGAACAAUUAUCUCAACUUCAAACAGAAUAUACUAAUUUAAUAAAUCAAAACGAUACUGAAAUGAAUCCACAUCUAUUGCAUACAUUCCAAAUGUGCAAGAAACAGUCAAAUUUCCAACUUACUUGUCUUUCAAUUGGAUUUGAUUCCCAAACUUUGGUUUCUGGCUCAAAUGAAGGUAAUUUGACACUUGUAAACUUCAGAGAUGUCACUACUCCUAGCGUUUACAAGACAGCGGCCACUCCAAAUACGAUAAAAAUGCAUCCAAAUGAUCCUUAUUGUCUAAUUUCAUGCGACAGUGGUCUGAUAUGGAAAUAUGACUUUUAUACAUCCACUUUAUCGCAGCCAUUUCAAAUACCUUCUAAGACAGAUUUCUUAGAUUUAGAUUUUUCUGGCAGAUUCGUUGUUGCGUCAUCCAGUGACAGGACAUUGAAAGUAUUGGACAUGACAAGACAAUAUUUGAAUACAGUACCAACACCUUUCCUUACUAACUCCAUCGCUUCAUCUUUGGAUGAAAUUGUUUUUUGCGGUUGCAAUGAUGGAACUUUGGCUCUGUUCGAUACGAGGCAAGGUAAAGUCACUUACAAGGAAAAGGCUCAUGACCAGAAGAUACUCAUGCUCUGCUUACCAAUAUUCGGAUACGAAGUUUAUACAAUUGGAGGAGAAGGAUUUUUGAAGUGUUUCGAUGUCAGAAAAAUUGGAACCGAAACCGUUUUUGACAUCGACCUUGGAAGGGAUCUUGGAAGGACAAUGGCCGUAUCUCCAUGUGGAAAAAUGAUUUGCGUAACAUCUGAUGAUAACAGUUUCACAAUUUUCGACAAAAAUGGAAAACAAAAUUUCAGAUCUCCGGCUGGAAAUGCAAAGAUAGCUGCUUUGACAUGCGCAGAAAACAUGGUUAUAGCAGGAAACGUUAAUCAAUCAGUUCAACUCUGGGAAAUUUGA